Molecule: messenger RNA, 927 nt
Organism: Procambarus clarkii (red swamp crayfish)
Lineage: Eukaryota; Metazoa; Arthropoda; Malacostraca; Decapoda; Cambaridae
Source: RefSeq, a predicted model, not a curated record
AUGUUUCACGGGGAGGAGACGGAGCUACGAGUGAGCCGGGCAGAGAUGGUCGUCUUCAUGUGUAAUAUGGACCUCUUCUUCUACCCUUUCGACAUCCAGGUGUGCCGGAUACCACUGAGGUUGAGGAGUCAUCGUGUGGACGACGUGAGGUGGAAUACGAGCCGGGUGGAGGCGGCAGUCAGCAACCAUUUCCUCCUGACGCUCUUCGAUGUUGUCCACCUCUCCGUCAGCGUCCCUGAUCAGCACCACGACACCGUCAGUACCUCGCUAAUCUUCCCCACACUCACUAUGGGGUGUAGUGGUGUCAGUAUAGUGACUGGGGCGUGUGUGAUGCAGGCCGUGGUGGUGGUGAAGCUGGCCAGGAAGUAUGGGGCCUACAUCUUCAACACCAUCUUGCCCUGCAUCGUCUUGGAGAUCAUCGGGUUCCUCACCCACGCCUUCCCCACAGAUGACUUUAGCAACCGUAGCACCGCCACCCUCUCCUGCCUCAUCGUCAAGGCCGCCUUCUUCAUCCAGAUCAGCACCACCUUACCACCGUCGGCGGAGCCCAAGCUGGUCGACGUGUGGAUGUUUGGCAACGUGUCGGUGCUCACACUUAUAUUCGUGGUGCAUGUGGCGGUGCUCUGUGUUCACCAGCAGCAGCAGCAGUACAGCCUCCGCCACCAGCCUGGCGAGCACCAGUACCUCGUCGACCACCACCACCAUCCUGGCAAGCACCGCCAGGACCUGGCUCACAUGGACAAUCCCAAGGCUGUGGGCAGACUGCCGUCGAUCGCCUGGCACAAAGAGACCAGCCCCAACACCACCUUCCUGCCGCGUGUCAUCAACUUCGUCGGGUUCUUGCUGUCCUUCUUCAGCUGUGGCGUCCUCAUCUGUGCCAUGUACGUGACUGUCACUAGGGCCAGGAAUGCCGCUCUUCUCCAGUAG